This is a messenger RNA of Emiliania huxleyi CCMP1516, 2124 nucleotides long. RefSeq lists its product as hypothetical. NCBI's taxonomy places the organism in Eukaryota, Haptophyta, Isochrysidales, Noelaerhabdaceae. The record is from RefSeq and is a predicted model, not a curated record. The coding region runs from base 1 to 2124 and encodes 707 amino acids. The transcript is spliced from 5 exons.
AUGGCGGAAAAGCCCAAGGCACCCACGGUCCCGAAGCCAACGCCCGAGUUCCUGGAGAAAGCGAAGAAGGCGCAGGCGAAGGUGGCAUACGAAGGCGGCUGGGCACUCGGCCUCGAAGGCGGUGGCUUUGCCCCUUGGCCGGCGUCCGAGGGCUUCUUUCGCGGGCUCGAAUCGAUCAAGGUCGGACAAGGCGAUCUCGUACGGCACCACGUCGAUUCGAUCGGUGAGGCCGGGCUAUGCGCAUACUGCUGCCCGUGCUGCAUUCCGCGAGUCUGCUUUGCUUUCCCCCGUGCGCUGUGCGGCCCGCUCAACAACGUUCUCGCGGACGUCUUUACCUGCGCUUCAGGAGUGAUUGCGCUCCAAGUGAUGGGCGUCGACGCAAACAAGCGGACGGCGCUGGACAAGGACUCAAUCAAAGCCGCCAAGGACGAGAGCUUCUGCUGCGCCUGCUUGUGCGACCGCGACUUCGUCACCGUCAAGGACGGGUCGCCACCACCCUACAUCAACUUCCGCUUCGUCGCGCCGGGCAGCAGCGGCAGCCGCGCUGCGGCGACGUACAAAGAGCUCGCGACGAACCUUGACAAGACUGUCCGCGACGAGGCAGGGUACGUGCUCGAGCCCGACGGCGAGGUUGUGCUCACGCCCGCACUACCGCAGUGCGUGACCGAGAAGCGAAAGCAGGAAGAGUACGCCGGGGUCACGUCGAUGCUGUUCACGGCGACCCCCGAUCGCGUGGAGACCAAGUACUUCGCUGGGCCUGUCCCCGCUCAGGGGUGCUGCGGCUGGCUGUGGGGCUGGCCGGCCCUGCCAUUCCCGUCGACUGAUGGGGAUGAGGUCUCCGUGCCCUCGGUCAGGUUCAACUGCGGCGCCUUCCUCCUCAAGGAUGCGGUGGCAGCUGGGACCAACGCUCUGGCGGGGUCAUCAGGCGAGAUCGCCGCCUCCAUCUUGGGAUGCCCUCCCUUCAGCUGGCUUCCGCCGAAGGUUCAGGAGUGGAUGACGAAGAAUCUGGAGUACUCGGCCGACGUGCCUCUUUAUGGCUGGCCCGACGGCAACAUGUCAAAGGCGCCCACCAAGCUGCUAUUCGACGAUUCGGGAUAUUUGCAGUCGAGCAAGAUUGCUCCGGCGGUCGCUCGCGGAGUGACCAAGGUGGUCAACAUGACUAUCCAGUCCUCCCCUGUGGACAAUGUCGCCCUUUGCAUGGGCUUCCCCGUCGGGCUUCCCCCUGGGCUUCCGUCAAGCGCCUACCUGUCGAUGUCGGCGAUCUUUGACGCCGGAGACGUCUCGCAAUCCUGCUACCUCGACGAGUUUUGCAACGUGCCGGACAAGGAGACGGGCAAGUGCGACAAGAACUACCCACCAAAGUAUCCCAUACUAAACGGGCCGUACGGCUCGUGGGGCAAGCGCCCGGAGUACAAAGAUGUUCGAGUCGACGACCCGGAUGACAAAGACAAGUUGGACAAGUUGGUCAAGUUGCCACCCAAGUUCGCCGCGGCCAUCGUGGAGGCCACGGCCCAGUUCUUCGCCUACGACGGCGUCAUCAAGGGCUCCGAGAUCAAGAUGCCUGACUCAAAACUGUCCAUCUUCAAGAGGCAGGGCCCCGAGAUCAUCGUGUUCAACGAUCUCGAAACGAUCGAAAACAGGUACCACGGCGUCGAGCCUACCUCGUCGACAGGGAAGAAAGUCAACUUCCUCGUCUACUCGUAUCCCAGCAAAGACUCAGCGAAGAAUGCUAUGCCGACGCAGUGGGCCCCUUUGGUCAGCGACGACUCCGGCAAGCCACCCGACCCAACAACCAACCUCGGCAAGUGGGGCUAUGACGGCGACGGCAAGACGCAGGGCUACCUCCUCGAGGAAAAGCUCCCCGGCGACGAGCUGCCCCGGCCGACAAUCCCACCGGUAUGGAUGACGGCGACGGACGACCCGAACUUGCCCUUUGGGCAUUACAGCGGCGUGCUCAACCCCGCCUUCGCCAACUUUCCGAACUACUAUCCGCUCGGGAUUUUCCCUAUUGAGGGCAGGUACCCGCCUGACGUCGCCAACCUGGCCGCCGACCUCGCGUGCUGGUCUGUGCGCGCCGCGGCAAAGACGGUGGUUGAGUUUGCCGGGCACGAGCUCGCUGAUUAG